Molecule: messenger RNA, 6166 nt
Organism: Lynx canadensis (Canada lynx)
Lineage: Eukaryota; Metazoa; Chordata; Mammalia; Carnivora; Felidae
Gene: SUGP2
Product: SURP and G-patch domain containing 2
Exons: 10
Coding region: 50-3397 (1115 amino acids)
Biological process (GO): RNA processing
Cellular component (GO): nucleoplasm
Molecular function (GO): RNA binding
Source: RefSeq, a predicted model, not a curated record
AGCUUGCGCGUGCGCGGCGCGGCGCUGCGGAGACCGUUGGCUCAUUUGCAUGUCCCCGCCUCGCGCGGCGGCGGCGGCAGCGGCGGCGGGUCAGAGAAACAUGGCAGCUAGGCGAAUUGCACAGGAGACUUUUGAUGCUGUUUUGCAAGAAAAAGCUAACCGAUAUCACAUGGACCCCAGUGGUGAGGCCGUAGGUGAAGCUCUUCAGUUUAAAGCUCAAGAUCUUCUAAGGACAGUCCCACGAGCCAGAGCAGAUAUGUAUGAUGACAUUCCUAGUGACAGCAGAUACACUCUGGCUGGAUCUGUAGCCCACCCUCGAGACACUGGGAGAGAAAGCCUGAGAGGUGAUGUAUUUCCAGGACCUUCUUUCAGAUCAAGCAACCCUUCUGUAAGUGAAGACAGCUUCUUUCGCAAAGAAUGUGGUCGGGAUCUGGAAUUUUCCCACUCUGAUUCCCGAGACCAAGUUUUUGGCCACCGGAAAUUGGGACAUUUCCGUUCUCAGGACUGGAAAUUUGCACUCCGUGGCUCUUGGGAACAAGACUUUGGCCACCCUGUUUCUCAAGAAUCCCCCUGGUCGCAGGAGUAUAGUUUUGGUCCUUCUGCACUACUGGGGGAAUUCGGUUCCUCCAGGCUGAUUGAGAAAGAGUGUUUGGAGAAAGAGAGUCGGGAUUACGACGUGGACCGUCCAGGGGAGACAGACUCUGUGCUGAGGGGCAGUGGCCAAGUCCAGGGCAGAGGCCGGGGUCUAAACAUCGUUGACCAGGAGGGGGCCCUUUUAGGAAAGGGGGAGACUCAGGGCCUCCUCCCAUCUAAAGGGGGAGUUGGAAAGCUUGUCACACUAAGAAGUGUGAGUACGAAAAAAGUACCCACUGUAAACCGUAUUACUCCCAAAACUCAGGGCACCAACCAAAUCCAGAAAACCACCUCAAGUCCUGAUGUGACCCUGGGGACGAACCCAGGGACAGAAGAUAUCCAGUUUCCUACUCAGAUCCCUUUGGGGCUCAGUCUGAAGGAUAUUCGGCUCCCCAGAAGAAAGAUGAGCUUUGACCUCAUAGAUAAGUCUGAUGUUUUUUCGAGAUUUGGGAUAGAAAUAAUCAAAUGGGCAGGAUUCCACACCAUAAAAGAUGAUGUUAAAUUUUCCCAGCUUUUCCAGACUCUCUUUGAACUCGAAACCGAAACCUGUGCUAAAAUGCUUGCUUCAUUCAAAUGCUCCUUAAAACCAGAGCACAGAGAUUUUUGCUUUUUUACUAUCAAAUUUUUAAAGCACUCUGCUUUGAAAACACCCAGAGUUGAUAACGAGUUUUUAAAUAUGCUUUUAGACAAAGGUGCUGUGAAGACCAAAAAUUGCUUUUUUGAAAUCAUAAAGCCCUUUGACAAGUAUAUAAUGAGGCUUCAAGACCGGCUUCUGAAGAGCGUCACACCCCUCCUCAUGGCCUGCAAUGCCUAUGAGCUGAGUGUCAAAAUGAAGACCCUCAGCAAUCCCCUGGACUUGGCUGUUGCCCUGGAGACCACCAAUUCUCUCUGCCGGAAAUCUCUAGCCCUCUUGGGACAGACUUUCUCCUUGGCCUCUUCUUUCCGGCAAGAGAAAAUCUUAGAAGCUGUCGGCCUCCAAGAUCUAGCUCCCUCUCCUGCCGCGUUUCCAAAUUUUGAGGACUCUACUCUGUUUGGAAGAGAGUACAUCGAUCACCUGAAGGCCUGGCUGGUCAGCAGUGGGUGUCCCCUCCAGGUCAAGAAAGCCGAACCCGAGCCAACCCAAGAUGAGGAGAAAACGGUUCCUCCUACCAAACCCGAAGUCCAGGCCACGUCUCCAAGUGGGCUGAGUGAUGCGGUUCCUCAGCGAGCAGAUCACAAGGUGGUGGACACUAUCGACCAGCUGGUCACACGUAUUGUUGGAGGCAGCCUGUCUCCCAAAGAGAGAACUCUUCUCAAGGAGGACCCUGCUUACUGGUUUUUGUCUGAUGAUAGUAGUCUGGAGUAUAAAUAUUACAAACUGAAGCUGGCAGAAAUGCAGAGGAUGAGCCAUACCUUACCAGGAGCAGAUCAAAAGCCCACAGCAGCAGAGUGUGCGGUCCGGGCCAUGCUGUAUGCUCGGGCAAUCCGGAGCCUCAAGAAGAAGCUCCUCCCCAGCCGGCGGCGGGGGCUGCUCCGCACUCAAGGGCUCCGGGGCUGGAAGGUGAGGAGAGCAACCACUGGGACCCAGACCCUCCUGUCCUCGGGUGCCAGACUGAAACACCAUGCCCGGCAGGCUCCAGGUUCAUUGCAGGGAAAGCUGUCCCAGCCAGAUGGAAAUGCUGCUGCCAAGGACUGCCCACCAGACCCAGCCGGACCCUCUCCUGGGGACCCCAGCCCAGAAGCCUCGGGCCCAUCCCCCAAGCUAACAGGAGUGGAAGUCUCUGAAGCCCCUCAAACUUCCUCUCCCUGCCCAUCUGCUGACGUUGACAUCAAGACAAUGGAGACUGCAGAGAAACUGGCCAGAUUUGUUGCUCAGGUGGGACCAGAGAUCGAACAAUUCAGCAUAGAAAACAGCACCGACAACCCUGACUUAUGGUUUCUCCAUGACCAAAAUAGUUCAGCCUUCAAAUUCUAUCGAAAGAAAGUAUUUGAACUAUGCCCAUCGAUUUGUUUUACAUCAUCUCCACUGAACCUCCACGCCGGUGAGAGUGCUGAUUCUCAGGAGAGCCCCCAUGACCCCAUGGAAGGGGAAGGAGAGUUUGAAGAUGAUCCCCCUCAGCACGAGGCUGAGCUGGAGAGCCCGGAGGUGAUGCCUGAGGAGGAGGAUGAGGAAGAGGAGGAGGAGGAAGACGAGGAGGAGGAGGAGGAGGGGGGCGAAGAGGCCUCCGCUCCUAGAGGGACCUCCAGGCCAGCAGGAGCGGCUGCCAAGUCUGAGUGCUCUGAGGGCAGCCCCCCCACAGAUGGCCUCCCGAGCGAGGCGGCCGAAGAUGGCCCAGCUGGUGCGCCUGCCCUGUCACAGGCCUCCUCGGGCGCCUGCUUCCCCCGAAAGAGGGUCAGCAGCAAGUCGUUGAAGGUUGGCAUGAUUCCAGCUCCCAAGAGGCUGUGUCUCAUCCAGGAGCCCAAAGUUCAUGAGCCAGUUCGCAUCGCCUAUGACAGACCUCGGGGUCGUCCCGUGUCCAAAAAGAAGAAACCCAAGGACUUUGACUUUGCCCAGCAGAAGUUAACCGACAAGAACCUGGGGUUCCAGAUGCUGCAGAAGAUGGGCUGGAAGGAGGGCCAUGGCCUAGGCUCCUGUGGGAAGGGCAUCAGGGAACCCGUCAGCGUGGGAACUGCCUCGGAAGGGGAGGGGUUAGGUGCCGACGGGCAGGAGCGCAAGGAAGACACAUUUGACGUGUUCCGUCAGAGGAUGAUGCAGAUGUACAGACACAAACGGGCCAACAAAUAGGUAUGUGUGUGAGCUAGUGCGUGGGGCUUUCUGCCUAAGUUGACAUUCUGGUACGUAGAGACGAUUUCUCCAGAAAAGUCAGAGAUCCCCGUUCCCAAAACCAAACGUCAAACCACACACAUACACAAAAAAAAUCAAAAAAUUCUAUGAGGGUAACCAGGAGCGUUUAGACAUGGAUGUGUCCCGCCUCUCACCUUCCAGGUUUGGUUGAAGGAGCGAGCCCCACGCUCACCAAGCAUGGCCGCACAGCUAUGUGCAGCUCAACAGCGGGCCUUGGUGCAGGGCUCCCAGGCUCAACUGCACGCGGCCAUCCUGGGGAAAUAGGCCACCGCGGCAAUGGCCUUGCGUCCUGCACGUGUAAGGGCGAUCUGGAAGCUGUCACUGCAGAGGGCAGUGGCUUUGCCACAUCCCUUUCUGAGCAUCUUCAAAUCCUUUCGUUCUCAAGGGCCUUGGGCCCAUAUAAAUAUCCCGUUCUUUCUGCUCUCUUUUUAGCUGCCUUCCCCACCCGUAAUUUCCAACUCAGUUUUGAACAAAAUCGUUCUCUCCCUGAAUAGAUGAAACCAUUGGUGAGAAAGAUCAGGCUUGAAGGAGCACUUACUCUUAGAGCGCCACCUCUGCCCUGGAUCUGCCCUGGAGCCAGUGCCCAAGUAGGUUUGGUGUGUCCACGAGAAACAGAACGUCUCUGCAGGUCCUGUACGGAGGUUCCGCUGGCUUUUCUUCUUCUUCUUAAAGGAUAAAAGAGUGCAUCAUUCCCCAUCUGCUUUUGCUUUCCCCCCUUCUUCUAAAUGCUUGUGGCAGCCAGUCCCCUGCAGGUCUUUCCUGGUCCCCCCUCAGAAGGGGUACUGCCCUUGGAUAGUGCUCAAGAGCCAGCUCCUGUCGGGUUUCCCGUCCCAGGGAACUCUCUCUAGAAGUGCUCUGUUAGCAAACUUGAUGCCAAACUGAUGACAGAUUGUGUCUUUGUGUGGUUUGCAGACUGUAAAUGGGGGACAGAAUUCAGUAUUAGCCAAGUCCAUGCUGGUAGUGCGGCCUGCCGGUCGGAGCUCUUUGAACAAGUGGAGAUACUUGAUUCGAUGAACGUGUUAUUUAUGGAGUCUCAGCUCUUAAGUGCAUCCCAAGAGACUUAAUGGAAGUUUAGCAACAGUAUAAUAGAGCCGUAUUCACUGGGGAGUAAUCAUUACAUUGAUGAAACUUCCCCCAAAUUCACAUGGCUCCUUAGAAUCCACCAACUACAGUGUGCUUCGUUUUAAAACCACAUAUGGAGUCUCUCCUACAAGGGGCUGGGAGUGUAAACUCUUCAAGACGCUUCAUUUUUGGCAUGUGCAGUAGGGUAAAGAAUUGUUUUCUCAGAGCCUUUGUACGGAACAGAAAGCAUCCUCUUGGGGCGGGCUCCGCAGCUGUUUGCUAUUUCCAGGCGCGUGAUUGCCUCCCUUCCAUCUUCUCCCAGCGCUCCGCUCCUCGCAGCUACGUGCGAAGUUCUCAGGCUGUGGGAAUCUCAGCCCUUCCUCAUAAAGCAGCAGUGUUGAAGUUUUAAAUACGUGCUAAAACCUGGGAAACUUGGGAUCCUGCUGACACUACAAGCUUGGGGGACACAGCAGCCAGUUACCGUGUUGGCCAGUCUUCACUUUUUUAAAGCCACAGGCCCCAACUGUGGUCCCAGCUUGCUCCGCUCUGUCUUGUCGGGCCCACACCCACCGUCACAGGCCUGUGCCGUAUCUCUUCCAGGCUCUGCUUGCUUCUGGUUGCUUCUGUUGCAUGGGCAACAGGCAGAUCUUUAUGGCCAGGGAGAUGCUAGAAAUGCCUCCGCAGAGUUGAAGCAGCCUGCACAGGUGGUGUGGUUUGGGGGAACCGCAGCCGUAGGGGUUCAUCUCUUUUCUUUCCUAAUCCUUCCAGUAGCCUUCCUUGUUGGCUGUGGGUUGGGCACAUGGAUGGAACUCUGAGAACAGGGCCUCUGUCCUCUGGCCUUUCACAGAGUGCCCAUCGGCCCUGAGCAAGGCAUGUACUCCCCAAAUAGGUUCUAGCUCUUUCUCUCCAGCAUAGACAGCUCUGACCAUCAUAUUCACUUUGUGCUAGUAUAUUCGUUCUUGGAUUUCUCCGCUUUUGUUUGUGAGUAAAAUGCUUUAGGAAUUACCAGGGUAUAAGCUCUGUCCCCGCAGCCUCCUGCCACCCUUUCUCCUGGGGAUAUCCCGCUUCGAGCUGACCCCGUGAGCCUUUAGCACACAUCAAAGAGAACACCUCCUUCUUGAUCCUGGAAAGUCCUCUGAGCACUCAGGCGAUGCUUUUCCUGUGGGUGUGGUAUCAUAGGAGCCGGGGCGGAGCCUGGUGGCGAGUCCUUGUGCCAGCUGUCGGCCAGGGACCAGCCCAGGGACCAGCACUGGCCCUCUGAGCUCGCCCUUGCUCCCUCUGGCGAAGUCUGCUCACGGGGAGUGUGCGUGCGAGUGUGGUGUGUGGUUGCAUAGCCUUGUCAAAGUCACAGUGUCUUUUCUGUCAUUCUAGUUCCAGGGUCUCUUCCAUGAGGACGACAGGCAUCCGGAAAGUACUAACUCACCACUUUGGGUGCUUACUGUCUCUGGCUUGUUUCCAUCACUGGAAAUCAUAUAGAGAAUUUUAGCGUUUUGGUCCUUGGUAAAACCUAGAAGACAUUUGUGAUGUUACAAAAUGGAAGUUUUGGGUUUUUUCUUUUUUUUCUUUUUUCUUUCCUUUUUUUAAAUCUAAGAAGUUGUGAAUGUUGUUAAUCAUUUAGCAGUUGCAAUAAAUGUAGAGGAAACCCAA